UCAUUUGUGAUAGAUCCAAAUGAUAAAAUUUAUACCAAUGAAGAAGUUUUUACUGAGAUAGAACUUGAUGAAAUUCGAAAAUAUAAACUUAAGCCAAUACCACAGAUGCCCCAAGACUUAUUAACGUAUCUUAACAGUUUUCGGGUGUCCGACAUCUCAGGCCUCAGAGAUGCUAUAUUUAAAUCUCAGCAGUGGGAUUCUCCAUACAAUCGACAAACACAUUUUGAUCAUGAUUGGAUUUGA
Messenger RNA from Rhizophagus irregularis DAOM 181602=DAOM 197198, 243 nucleotides. The record is from RefSeq and is a predicted model, not a curated record. NCBI's taxonomy places the organism in Eukaryota, Fungi, Glomeromycota, Glomeromycetes, Glomerales, Glomeraceae.